This is a messenger RNA of Nasonia vitripennis (jewel wasp), 2698 nucleotides long. RefSeq names its product sodium-coupled neutral amino acid transporter 9. The transcript is spliced from 10 exons. Gene Ontology annotation, molecular function: amino acid transmembrane transporter activity. The record is from RefSeq and is a predicted model, not a curated record. Lineage: Eukaryota; Metazoa; Arthropoda; Insecta; Hymenoptera; Pteromalidae. Gene Ontology annotation, biological process: amino acid transmembrane transport. Bases 413 to 2260 code for a protein of 615 amino acids.
GAGCUCGAUUCCGCGUGCUGCAUAAUCGGAGCGAACUCGCCCCUCAAAAGCUCGCGCGUAUGUAUAAAACGUCAUCGGAGCAAAAGAAACGAUCGUCGUUGGAGGGGAUCACACGCGCUAUGGUCAAGGAUGAUGUCCGCAAGCGCGCUCUCAUGAAAGUCCGCGCUCGGCAGUAGCACCGCGCACUCGCUCGUCGACGACUCUCGCUGCGCUUUAUUAUAAAAAGAACUUCGAUUUGCAUUGCGUUGCAAGUCCCUAUGGCUUGUCGGUAAGAAGAUGACCGGUUACUGUCGCAUUGCCAGAGCGAAGAGUGUCCGAGUCGGUCGUUGUGCCUACUUCUGAGCUGCAGUGCAGGUUUCGGAGGCGCUUCCUUUUAAACGCGAAAUUUCGUGCCCGAAUAUUCGAGAGGGAUAUGGAUAAUAGACCGAAGAGAAGCAAUGGAGGAAAGAAGUCGAGACAGCCGCCGCCGGGCUUCUACAGGAAAACCCUGGCGCAACAGCAGAGGGACAGCGGCUCCGAGAGCGCACCGUUGUUGUCGUCCGGCUGCUCGCACGCUAGUCUGGAUCAGCCGAUCAUCAUGUUCCAGGACUCGGAGACCAGCGAUUUGGACUCCAGCACUGCCGGAAACUCUUCGAGAGACGGAAAAGAACAGUGUAGAUCUGUUAUUGACAGAUUGGUCAGUACGGGCGGCGGGAUAAACAACUACAACUCGAUCUCGAAUCUAUUGCCGAAGCGGCUGCCACCGUUGGUCAACGAACGAGUCCCCUCUUCGUUGAAUGCAUCGCUACACGCGGACAUCGAGCGCGACAAGUGCUACGAGAUUCGCAAUGCCGAUUUGCUCUUGGAAGACGAUCCAUUCGAUCUGAUGGAAGGAAGAACGGAGAAGGGACUGCUCAGCGAUUUUUUCACGCAGUCCUUGCCGAUGCAGGGAAACAUCGGAGACACGACAGAGGAAAUAAAACCGAAGCAAAGCUCUCUAGUCACAAUAUUUUCCGUCUGGAACACAAUCCUGGGCUCAUCGAUGCUGACGAUGCCCUGGGGCAUCUACAUGGCCGGUUUCGUCCCGGCGAUCAUCCUGAUACUCGCCAUGAGUGGUCUGUGCCUCUUCACCGCCUACAAGCUGCUGCAGGUCCACAAGUACCAUGGAGGCGGCGAGAGGAUCGAGGUGAUGGAGCUCAGUCGAGCUUUUCUGGGCUCCUGGGCCGAGCACAUGGCAAAGAUCUUCAGUAUCAGCGUCCUCAUGGGUGCUAAUAUAGCCUACUGGAUUCUGAUGUCCAAUUUUUUCUACAACUCCGUGAAUUUUCUCUACGACAUAAUUGCGGGCAUUCCUGUCUUGCCCGACACCUACAACAGAACAGACGGGGAUCUGCUCUGUCCUAAAUACGAGCUGAAUGGAACGGCGAAUUACGAUAAAUCGUACGACAACUUGGGACCAGCUUGGGAUUUGUACAAGACGGUACCGAUAUUCCUGGCUUUGCUCGUAUUCCCAGUUCUGAACUUCAAUACUACGACUUUCUUCACCAAAUUCAAUUCCCUUGGCACUGUCGCUAUCGUGUACUUGGUCGUAUUCGUAUUGGUGAAGUCAGGAUCCUGGGGAAUCAAUAUGGACAAAACUGCCUGGCAAGAGAGUUGGGUGCUUCGUUCGACUUUUCCGGUUCUAUCGGGAAUGCUGUCCCUGUCAUUCUUCAUACACAACAUCAUCAUAACGAUCAUGCAGAGCAAUCGGAAUCAGAAGAAAAACGGAAGAGAUUUGACUAUAGCUUACAUCUUGGUCACGAUCACUUACAUCAUCGUUGGAAUCGUAUUUUACGUUUGCUUUCCAUUGGCGAAAGUAUGCAUCGAAGAUAAUCUACUGAACAAUUUUCAAAAGAACGAUGGACUGACCGUAGGAGCGCGUGUAGUUCUUCUCUUCCAAUUGUUCACCGUUUAUCCUCUGAUAACCUACAUGCUGAGGAUCCAGUUGCUCUCUUCCGUGUUCAAGACGACCAAAUGUCGUCGCAGAUUCGUCCUGUUGGUGAACCUAAUCAUAGUUACGAUUUGCGUGCUUUUCGCGAUAUUCAUGCCGCAUGUAGGUACCAUCAUUCGGUACACUGGUGCUAUCAGUGGGUUAGUCUAUGUAUUUACGUUGCCUAGUUUACUACACUUGAUGAUCUCAUAUAGACAAGGAACCAUGACUGUAAUGCAAGUUAUGUGUCACGCAUGUGUACCAAUAAUUGGGGUACUGAAUCUCAUAAGUCAACUCUUCAUACAAGCGAAUUAGCGCGUCAAUCGCGAUGAUAAAAAGUAAUCGUGGCAGCAAAAAAACGCAAUAUAGUGAGCUGAAUAAUUUUGUGAUUUACAUGUUAAAAUAAGUUUAAGUCCUUUGUGAUAACAGUGCUAAUGAAUAAGAUACUGCCGGUACAUAUAAUACAAGUUACCCUGAGUAACUGUUACAAAGCAUUUAUUUACUUUCAAAAAAAAAAAAUCAAAAUAUUUACUACUUUGAACCUGCACAUUUUAUAGAUGAAAUGUAAAAUAUCUUUUUGCUGCCAAAAAUCUUUACUGUACAUAUAGAAAUUGUAUUUUUAUAUUAAAGUAUUAUUUAUUCAGAGUAAUAUAUUUUUAUAAAAUUAAACUUUUAUCAAUGUAAUUUUAUGUCUAAAAUAACUAAUUUAUUAUAUGUAUUAAAUUUUAAAAUUAUCUACAAUAAAUUUGCCCA